Messenger RNA from Penicillium salamii, 1797 nucleotides. Lineage: Eukaryota; Fungi; Ascomycota; Eurotiomycetes; Eurotiales; Aspergillaceae. The record is from the annotation of a GenBank genome assembly.
AUGUUCUGGCGGACUCCUUCUGGCGUACUUCGCCUGGUCUCCUGGCUUCGAAGUGAGCGACCCAAAUCGCUACCAAUUCGAUGGUUGAUCCUCCUGGCCUCGCUGGUCGGCGCCAUCGCGUUCUAUCUCUUCGCGGUCCCCCAGCUUCUAAGAUUGCGUAUUCGCGCUGGUUUGAGUUGGUAUGACCUGGGAGCCGAAGGGUUCGGUCCGGAUCAAACCUACCUCUCCUUCGACCAAGAAUCACCCAAAAUCGAGAUCUCUCCACCAGAUGCGAAAUGCAACGCUCGGUACACCUUCCUGGCCCCCCGGGGCGACUCAAUUGCUCAUCCCGGUCCCAUGAUUCUCGAUUCCGCCGGUGAACUGGUAUGGACCCAAUGGAACUCGGGCACAACCCAGGACUUCAAGGUUCAACAGUACAAGGGCGAGAAAUACCUCACCUACUGGCAAGGAGAUACAGACGACAACUAUGGCAGGGGAUUGUGGUACAUGCUUGAUUCGACAUAUACCCAGAGACGGGUGGUGUCACCCGUCGGCAUGUACGAGGGUGAUCUACACGAUUUCCAAAUAACCCCCAACGAUACUGCACUUUUGAUGAUUUACGACCCCAUCCCGGUGGAUCUUAGCCCCCUUGGUGGCCCGGAGUUGGGAUGGAUGUAUGAUGGAGUGUUCCAAGAGGUGGACCUGGAAACAGGCGAUUUGUUGUUCCAAUGGCGCGCAUCUGAUUUCUAUGACCCUGUCGAUAGCUACCACCCUAUCGGUGAUGCUGGUCAUGAACGAACCUCGGCAUACGAUUACCUGCACAUCAACAGUGUAGACAAGGAUGACCAGGGUCGUUAUCUGGUUUCUAUGCGCCACAUCCAUACCAUCGCGUGCAUAGAUGGUACUUCCGGUGAGACCGUCUGGUCCUUGGGAGGCAAGCGCAACGACUUUGAGGACAUGUCUGAUGGAGCUGCCACCGAUUUCUCGUGGCAGCACGAUGCUCGGUGGCGCGGGGCUAACCGCCUAAGUCUGUUCAACAAUGCGGCUUCUACCAACGACAACCCCUCUGCGAUAAGCCGUGGUUUGAUGGUUGACUUGGAUAUUGAAGCUCGACAGGCGACAUUAAUACAGUCCUACGAGCAUCCCCAGGAUAUGAUGGCGGUGUCUCAGGGAAACCUGCAGGUACUCGACACUGGAAACGUGCUCGUUGGCUGGGGUCAUUCUGCAGCCUACACUGAAUUCUCCCCAGCGGGUGACGUUCUAUGCGAUGUGCAUUUCGGAGCCUCUGCCUGGUUUACCUUCGGUCGCGUGGUGUCAUAUCGCGUAUUCAAAUUCGACUGGGUCGGCCGUCCCCUCACGGCCCCCGAAGCUGCAACCACCGCAGACAGUGUCUUUGUGAGCUGGAACGGCGCCACUGAAGUAGCAUCAUGGCAAGUGGAGGCCUGGGAUCAGCAAAGCUUGACCAAUAUGACCUUUAUAGCUGUCGACCAAGUCGCGCGCGAUGGCUUCGAAACCGAAAUCCCCUUAUCACCCGACGUGGACUCAUUUUUCCGGGUUCGCGCAAUCCACUCCAAUGGAGACAGCUUGGGUGUCACGGAAGUGCUUCAGCGAGUGCUGGAACCCUCUGAUGGCUUUUCCGAUGGGAAUCCGUGGGUGAUAGGGGCCAUAGUAAUGGUUGCGCUUGGUUGUCUGGGCUGUGGUAUUUACUUUGCAGUCCACCGUCGAUCCUUGCAGGGGUCCAAAUCUAGUGGGCCAUACCAACUUGUCUCUCACAAAGACGAAGACGAUGGUGAUGAGCAUCAACGUCUACCGGUGUAG